This is a messenger RNA of Zychaea mexicana, 1841 nucleotides long. Its product is annotated as T-complex protein 1 zeta subunit. The transcript has 7 exons. Gene Ontology annotation, cellular component: chaperonin-containing T-complex. NCBI's taxonomy places the organism in Eukaryota, Fungi, Mucoromycota, Mucoromycetes, Mucorales, Lichtheimiaceae. Gene Ontology annotation, biological process: protein folding. The record is from RefSeq and is a predicted model, not a curated record. The coding region runs from base 58 to 1680 and encodes 540 amino acids. Gene Ontology annotation, molecular function: ATP hydrolysis activity; ATP binding; ATP-dependent protein folding chaperone.
UGCUGGAACUCCCCACCCCCACCUCCUUCCCUUCAUCACACUAAAACUUCAUCCAAAAUGGCUUCCGCUGCUUUGAAAACGAUCAAUCCAAACUCGGAUGUCGCUCGACGCGGUCAAGCGCUCCAGCUCAACAUUACUGCUGCGAUCGGUCUUCAAGAUGUUUUGCGAUCCAACUUGGGUCCUCGAGGAACCAUCAAAAUGCUGGUCGAUGGUGCUGGUGCCAUUAAGCUCACAAAGGACGGAAAGGUCCUGCUGAAUGAAAUGCAAAUCCAACAUCCUACCGCUGCUAUGAUUGCCAAGGCUGCUACAGCACAAGAUGAAAUCACAGGCGACGGUACUACGUCGAUUGUCUUGCUGGUUGGUGAGCUUUUGAAGCAGGCGGAGCGCUACGUGUCGGAGGGUCUCCAUCCACGUGUCAUCACCGAAGGUUAUGAUAUCGCCAAAAAGGAAGCUUUAAAGUUCUUGGAAGAAUUCAAGACGCCAAAGGUUGAAUCCGACCGUGAGUUGCUCGUUUCUGUCGCCCGUACCUCGCUUCGCACCAAAGUCCACCGCCAAUUGGCCGAUACAUUGACUGAAGCUGUUGUCGAUUCUGUACUUGCCAUUCAAAAGGAAGGCGAACCUAUUGAUUUGCAUAUGGUGGAAAUCAUGAAGAUGCAACACCGUUCUGAAACCGAAUCGCGACUUGUCCGUGGUCUCGUCAUGGAUCACGGUGCUCGCCAUCCCGAUAUGCCCAAGAAGGUCACUGAUGCUUUCAUCCUUACUUUGAACGUCAGCUUGGAAUAUGAAAAGAGUGAAAUCAACUCGGGCUUCUUCUACUCGAACCCUGAACAACGUGAAAAGCUUGUUGAGAGCGAACGAAAGCACGUCGAUGACAAGAUCCGCAAGAUUGUCGAAUUCAAAAACACUAUCUGCACGGGUGAAAACGCCGAAAAGGGCUUUGUCAUUAUCAACCAAAAGGGUAUCGACCCUCUUUCCCUGGAUAUCCUUGCCAAGCACAACAUCUUUGCCCUCCGUCGUGCCAAGCGACGCAACAUGGAGCGUCUUCAACUGGCAUGCGGCGGUGUUGCUCAGAACUCGGUCGAAGAUCUUUCGCCUGAUGUGCUCGGCUAUGCGGGAUUGGUGUAUGAGCACGUAUUAGGCGAGGAGAAAUAUACCUUUGUGGAGGAUGUCAAGGACCCCUACAGUGUCACGAUUCUUAUCAAGGGCCCCAACCCGCACACGAUUGCACAAACCAACGACGCAGUACGUGAUGGUCUUCGUGCCGUCAAGAACGCUGUGGAAGAUAAGUCAGUGGUUGCCGGUGGUGGUGCUUUCGAGGUGGCAUGCGCACAGCAUCUUGUAGAGUUCAAAAAGACCGUCAAGGGCCGUGCUAAAAUGGGCGUGCAGGCCUUUGCAGAUGCUCUGCUUAUCAUUCCCAAGGUGCUCGCUCAGAACGCCGGUUUCGAUGCCCAGGAUGUUAUUGUGGCCCUCCAAGAAGAACAUCAAGACGGCCAUGCCGUCGGUGUAGACUUGAAGACUGGUGAUACCAUGGACCCCAAGAUUGAUGGUGUUUGGGAUAACUAUAGAGUGCAUCGUCAUAUGCUUCACUCGUGCUCUGUGAUUGCUAGCAAUCUGCUAUUGGUAGACGAAAUGAUGCGUGCAGGACGGACGUCUUUGAAGGGCCCUGACGCUAUGGCUUAGAUGUGAUAAUAAUAAAUAAAAAGAGAAAUUGGGGUAGCAAGAUUUUUAUACGAUUAACAAACAGACAUUCAUACGAACAGAAGAAGAACAAAAAUAUAUAGGCAUCAUUUUCAAAAAAAAAUAUAGUUGAAUGCAAACUCUUAUAAUUAAAGGGAAAAAAG